CUUGCGAUGCAUUUAGUGCGAAUCAGAAUUCGAAAGCGCGCCUUUUGUUGACAACAGCAGAGACUUUGCAGACUACGCAGUGGAAAAAUGUUGAGGACACUUUUACUCGUGGCAUUCUCCACACUUUUGAUAACACAGUUCGGUUUGUGCCUACCAAAACCAUCCUCCUCGCAAUCAGCGGAGAGCAAUAGCGUGGCGCAGAGCGCCCAAACGACAACACCGUUGCCGGAAGAAAACAAUUUUGAAAUUGGAAUGAGAAAACUAGAAACACUUAUGCACGAAAGCUACUUAAACUUAUUAAAUUUUCAACUGCAAAUAACCAACCAAAUAGCCAAACACGUGCUAGCAGACCCAUCAAUGGACAAGAUUGACAACGAAGCUAUGGAAUAUGAAAAAAGUGUACUUCGAAAAUAUGUGAAGGAUUCAGAAGAAGCGUUAGUUGCUACUUUGCCUGCGAAUAAAAACGAUCCCCAAAAUCGGUUUUUCUUUGCACUAGGGAAAGGUUUUGUGAUUGAAAGUUUCGACAGUUUUACACGCAGACGUUCUUCAAAAACAGAGAAACUAACACCCGAGCAACAGGCCACUUGGGAUGCUUUAAAGAAGUAUGGCUUUCUCGAGUACCGUACCAGUUUAGAUAAUCUUGCAAACGAGUUCGCUGGCUAUUUAGCUGACUCAUUUGAUGAUUUUAUGAAUACACUUUCCACAGCCGAAAAAGAGAAGGAUAAAGACAUGGCGAAGACAUGGGAAAUAUAUAAGAAAAACGAGCUUGGUUUGACCAAGAUUGAAUUCGGGCAACGAUUGUUCCAAGUACUAUUCAGCUAUAAUUCGAAAUUUUAAAUGCAAUUCACGAGAGUGGUACGAAAGUGGAAAUAUACGAAAGGGGAAUAAAUAAAUACCUAAAAUAAGUUUUUACUU
This is a messenger RNA of Anastrepha ludens (Mexican fruit fly), 915 nucleotides long. RefSeq lists its product as uncharacterized. The record is from RefSeq and is a predicted model, not a curated record. Bases 88 to 837 code for a protein of 249 amino acids. The transcript has 2 exons. Lineage: Eukaryota; Metazoa; Arthropoda; Insecta; Diptera; Tephritidae.